Molecule: messenger RNA, 947 nt
Organism: Coregonus sp. 'balchen'
Lineage: Eukaryota; Metazoa; Chordata; Actinopteri; Salmoniformes; Salmonidae
Source: the annotation of a GenBank genome assembly
AAAAGAAGGAAGAGGAGGAGGUAGAGGAGAAAGAGGAGGAGGUGGGGUUGGAGGAGGACGACCUGAUGUUGGAGGAGGACUUUGAGCCGGGGGAGGAUGGAGAUGGAGAGAUGACUGGUGAUGAGGUGGAGGAGGGAGGAGAGGGGGAAGAAGGAGAAGGAGAGGAGGAGAGCACCAAGAUGAAGAUCCUUCGUCAGAUAGCGGAGGUGGCAUCCAAAGUCAAGGAGAUUAUUGGGAAUCUUAUUACCACUGCAGGGAAAGUAGUGGUAACCAUAUUACUGGGCUUUACAGGUAAGUGCCCUCACUGGAAUGACUGUCAGACAAUCCCCAAUUUAUCAUCAGAGCAGUGGAAUUACUAAAUUUUUAAUUUGCUUGAACUGACAUGAUUGAAUCCCUGAUUAAAUGUAAUUAAAUUUUACAUACAGUAUAAACAUUCAAUAUUCAAUAUUUGUAUAAGACAAUACAGUAAAAUCUCCCCACACAUCUAUUGUAGAUUAUCAGGAUAAACCUUGUUUCCCAAAGCCUUUCUGAAUGUUUAACUUCUUUUCCUGGAAUGCUGAAGUUACCAAGUGUGUCAGAAUUUUUCAAAUCAGAGAUGAGAUCGGACAACGACGUAAAGGUGUAAUACAAUAUAUACUGCUCCAUCCAGUCUCACUGAGGAUGUUCCAUCAGUCACUACGUCCCCCCUCUGCUUCUAUGCUGUUCCAGGCAUCAUGCUGCCCUCCCUGACCUCUGCAGUCUACUUCUUCACCUUUCUGGGCCUGUGUACCUGGUGGUCCUUCUGUCGGACGUUCCACCCGCUCCUCUUCAGCUGUCUGUGUGUCCUCAUGGCCAUCUUCAGCGCUGGUCACCUGGUGGUGCUCUACCUCUACCAGUUCCAGUUCUUCCAGGAGCUCAUCCCGCCCGGGGAUAGCUACGCCAGGUGUGUGUGUGUGUGUGUGUGUGUG